Molecule: messenger RNA, 973 nt
Organism: Paramacrobiotus metropolitanus
Lineage: Eukaryota; Metazoa; Tardigrada; Eutardigrada; Parachela; Macrobiotidae
Exons: 2
Coding region: 122-787 (221 amino acids)
Source: RefSeq, a predicted model, not a curated record
AAUUUUUCAUAAAAUUUGCCAAAGGUCUCUUUUGAGUGCACUUUUGUUUGUUCUAUCAGUGUUAGUCUAGUUCCUACAUUGUCUGUAAAUUUUUAGAAAACCUCUGCCGGGAAAUCCAAAAAUGCAAUUCAGCAACGUCGCGACCUUUCUGAGUGUGAUUUACAUUGCAUUCGCAUCGCGUAACGUCGAUGCCUUAAGCGGCGUCCUGGCUACGCGCCAUGCCGCCCACGAAAGCGGUUCCUGCGAACUGCCAUCCGCUUCCUAUGCCGUCCAGCAUCCCGUGGCCCUAGGUGACAUCGACGCACUGCAGCACCUCAAAUACAAACCCGGCAUGUGCGGUCAGGUCUUGAGCGUUGACUGCGGCCACGGCGCCAUGGACAUCAUCGUCACUAACGCCAACCUGGGCGGCGGACUGGACUUGUACGCUUCGACUUGGGACCGCGCCACCGGGCGAAAGCCGCCGGGACAGACCAGCUGCUCCGUUAACCUUUCUACCCGCAGCGCAAUGAACACGAGCGGACCGCGGUGCUAUUAUGCUCCCAGUUCAGAGAAGAACAAUGCCUGGUUUAAAUUGUUGGGUGUAUUCAACACAAAUGGACGUAUUCCAGUCGGUGCAACAUUGGGCGAGAAAUCCGGCUCGUUCAACGGACUGCAACCGUACUUUGCUUUCCACGGUGGGCCGAUUGCCGGCAAUGCACAAGUGGUCUUCCAGUUUAGUGAUGGAUCAAAUUUCAGUACAUCAUUGGAGAACUGUAUUGCCGAGAACGGAAAGCAGAUGUGGAGUUGAAAGGUCAAUAUACUUAAAAACAAAACAAAAUCCUGGAGAAAUUGGUAUUCCGCAGACUAGUUUUACUUUUUUCUAGUGGAGUAUGCACUAGAGUACGAAAAUCAAUAACGUAUAUGUACAAGUAUUUGUAUAACGUAUUUACCAAGCAUCUGUUCUGUCUAUUCAGUUCUGAAAAACAUUCUCGUG